AAUUACGCCGCUUGUCAGCCCGAGCCGCUCGGCUAUGAAGACGCAUUGAUUCGGGAGCAGAGAGGAAGGGUGAGCGCCGUUGUCUUCGCAAAUUUACUGCAAGCGCUUAAUAUAAAGUCGCUCCUCUGCUGUCCCUCAGGCCGGUGUGUGUUCUCCACUGCAAUGCCUAAAUAUGGGCUUCCUCUGUUCCAAAUAUGGACAUCUACGUCACGACAGGAGUGUAUAUAAGAGCGGGGAAACCUCGAAGCUCAUAGAGAGAGCUCUGAGAGCCACACAUGAGCAACUGUUAGAACAGAGAUACAUAGAAGUCUCUGCCUGAGAAACAUCACUGCAAAAGUGAAACAAAAAAAGUCAUAACAACAACCAGUCCGAGACGGUCAGAACCUGAUUGGAUAGGUAACCUAAUUCAAAGCAAAAAAGGAAAAAAAAAAAUCAAGAUUGAUCAGUUGAUCAUUUUUGAUUAAUCUUAGGGAAUGAGAGGACUGAUUAGAUUCUUCUUGCUGAAAAGACGAGUGGAUUUUUCUCACUUCUGAGAGGAAAAGAAGAGCAGCAACGGGAGAAGAAGAGCUACGGAGGAAAGCUGAAAACAAGGUCUUCCACUGCAUCAGCUGAAGUGUUGGGCUCUGCCAGCACACAUUCAGCGACUCCGCAGCAGCCACCAGCGCAGCCUCAGCACCAGCAGAGGAUGGCUGCAGCCAAGACCGAGAUGAUCCUCCCUGCCCUGCAGAUCUCAGAGCCUCUGAGCUUCCCUCACUCCCCCAUGGAUAACUACCCCAAACUGGAGGAGGUGAUGAUGCUCAGCUCUGCGGGGACACCCUUCCUCACUGCCUCCGCACCCGAGGGUGCAGGCUUUGGCUCCGGGGAGCCAGGGGAGCCGUACGAUCAUCUUUCUGGAGAUACGCUAUCUGAUAUCAACUACACCUGCGAGAAGCCAGUUGCGGAGCAAACGUACCCCACCCAGAGGCUGCCUCCCAUAUCCUACACCGGCCGCUUCACCCUUGAACCCGCCACCACAUGCAGCAACAGCCUCUGGGCGGAGCCCAUCCUGGGCCUGUUCACCGGCUUAAUGAGCAACGUCGCUCCCACCUCCAGCUCUUCCUCAGCUUCGUCACAGACCUCUUCAUCCUCCUCAUCAACCAUCCCGUCCUCCUCCACUUCUUCCUCCUCAACCUCCUCCUCAUCGCAAAGUUCCAGCCUCAACACCUCAAUCCACCACAGCGAGCCCAAUCCCAUCUACUCAGCUGCCCCGACAUACUCCAGCCCCAACUCUGACAUCUUUCCAGACCAGAGUCAGGGGUUCGCCACCUCAGCGGGAUCAGUGCAGUACCCACCCCCUGCAUAUCCCAACGGCAAGACCUGCAGCACAAGCUUCCCUGUGCCCAUGAUUCCUGACUACCUCUUCCCCCAGCAGCAGGGAGAGAUCAGCCUGGUGCCCCCAGACCAAAAGCCCUUCCAGAGUCAGUCAAACCAGCCAUCGCUUACUCCUCUGUCCACCAUCAAGGCCUUUGCCACUCAGACUGGUUCCCAGGACUUAAAAAACAUCUACCAGUCCCAGCUGAUAAAGCCCAGCCGCAUGCGCAAGUACCCCACACGACCAAGCAAGACGCCGCCACACGAAAGGCCCUACGCUUGUCCUGUGGAAACCUGCGAUCGUCGCUUCUCGCGGUCUGAUGAGCUGACACGUCACAUCCGCAUCCACACCGGUCAGAAGCCCUUCCAGUGCCGCAUCUGCAUGAGAAACUUCAGCCGCAGCGACCACUUGACAACACACAUCCGCACCCACACAGGGGAGAAGCCCUUUGCCUGUGAGAUCUGUGGACGCAAGUUUGCCCGCAGCGAUGAGAGGAAGAGGCACACAAAGAUCCACCUGAGGCAGAAGGACAAGAAGGCAGAGAAGGCUGGAGCUGCUGUAGUAACGUCGGCUCCAGCAUCUUCUGCCUCGCCCGCCUCCAGUUACCCCUCUCCCAUCACUUCCUAUCCUUCUCCAGUGUCUUCUUACCCGUCUCCAGUCACCUCCUGCUACUCCUCUCCCGUCCACACUUCCUAUCCCUCUCCUUCCGUCGCCACCACCUAUCCGUCGGCGUCGAUGUCCACCACCUUCCAGUCUCAAAUCGCCACCUCCUUCCCUUCUUCAGUUGCAUCCAACAUCUACAGCUCCCCAGUGCCCACCCCUCUUUCAGACAUGCAGACCACUCUUUCCCCGAGGACAAUCGAGAUCUGCUAAGAGAGGAGCAGACAGAAAAACUUUUUUUUGUACUCUCAACGAACUUCUCCUUCUGCAAGGUUUCCAUUUUACAGGGGAAAGAAAUCAGCAUCAAAAGGACUUAGUUUCCCCUCCUCCUAAAAGCACUUUUUUUCGCUACCGGGUGCAGUGCAGGUGAAUCUUGAGAUUUGCCUGAAAGAAAGAAAAGAGACACAUGUCAAGGACUGGGCAAGGACAGCGUAACAUGUAAAAGGAUUUUUUUUUUUUUCAUACUGUCUCUGUAAAACAAAUGCAGCACUUCAAAUGCAUAUAGGACUCCUGAGACAGAUAGAAAACGGCUCUGGCGGGUCUGUUCUACCACAGACCGACAAAACAAAACAAAAAAUAAAUCCCACACCAAGAGACAGACAGACAGAUUCCUCAGGCACGUUUGUCCUUGAGACAUUUAUACAAAA
This is a messenger RNA of Poecilia latipinna (sailfin molly), 2658 nucleotides long. RefSeq names its product early growth response 1 (gene egr1). Gene Ontology annotation, molecular function: DNA-binding transcription factor activity, RNA polymerase II-specific; RNA polymerase II cis-regulatory region sequence-specific DNA binding. The transcript has 3 exons. Lineage: Eukaryota; Metazoa; Chordata; Actinopteri; Cyprinodontiformes; Poeciliidae. Gene Ontology annotation, biological process: regulation of transcription by RNA polymerase II. The coding region runs from base 686 to 2224 and encodes 512 amino acids. The record is from RefSeq and is a predicted model, not a curated record.